Molecule: messenger RNA, 4008 nt
Organism: Pseudonaja textilis
Lineage: Eukaryota; Metazoa; Chordata; Lepidosauria; Squamata; Elapidae
Source: RefSeq, a predicted model, not a curated record
AUGUCUCGACGAAAGCAGGCUAAGCCCCAACAUCUCAAAUCCGACGAGGAGCUACAAGCUGAGGUGCUUCCCGAACAAGUGCCAGGAGAAGGAGCAGAUGAUGGUGAUAGUGGGAAUGAAAGCCGGAGCGGAAGCGAGGAAACAAACGUUUGUGAAAAAUGUUGUGCAGAAUUCUUCAAGUGGAGUGAUUUCUUGGAACACAAGAAGAACUGCACUAAAAAUCCACUGGUGCUCAUUGUGAAUGAAGAUGAAGCCACCCCAGCUCCUGAAGAAUUUGCAGAGCCUUCUCCUGCAAGCUCACCUAGCGAUCAAGCGGACAGCGAGGCUUGUGAAGAAAGCGUUCAAGCUGAGAACAAUGAGAUCUGUGAGAUAAAGAAUACAGAAAAGGAAGAAGAACCCAUGGAGGUAGAACCUUCUGUAGAAAAAAGCUACUCCAAUCCAGGCACCUCUAGUACAGCUACGCCACUACCUCAAAUUAGCGAGCCACCUUCUUUGACAGUUUAUAACAUGCCAAACACUAAUGUAACCUUAGAGACAUUGUUGAGCACUAAAGUGGCAGUUGCACAAUUCUCGCAGAGUACAAGGUGUGCAGCGAACGCAACCGCGGCGAGUGGGGUUACAGCAAUGGCCAUUCCAAUGAUUCUCGAGCAGUUGAUGGCAUUGCAACAGCAGCAGAUUCACCAGUUGCAGCUGAUUGAACAGAUCCGGAGUCAGGUGGCAAUGAUGAAUCGACAGCCAUUACGUCCCACUUUAAACACGACUCCUUCCCAAAGCACUCCUGUGCAAGCCACUAACCAGCUCCAGGGAUUUGCCGCAAACUCUGCUGUUCAGUUAGCAGCAGUUGUUCCUUCUGCCAUAGUGGCCCAAGCCACUGGCAACCCACCAACUGCCUUUGAGAGUACUCAGCACAUAUCAAGGCCCACGUCAGGUGCAAGCACUCCUAACAUGUCAAGCAAUGGUUCUUCUGUCCCAAAUGAAACAAGCACACCAUCUUCCUCUAAUGCAAUUACUUCUUCAUUAACACCUGUUUCUGUGUCAAAUAUUACUAGCAGCUCUUCACAGCCCCCAAACCCUUCAACUCCACCUUCCGUAGGACCUGGAAAUCUCCUCGCCUCAACUUCCAGCCUGCCAAACCCACUUCUACCUCAGACUUCAUCCAGUAGUGUAAUUUUCCCCAAUCCCCUGGUUAGCAUCGCUGCAACAGCUAAUGCGUUGGAUCCUCUCUCUGCUCUUAUGAAGCAUCGCAAAGGAAAGCCACCAAAUGUAUCUGUUUUUGAGCCUAAGACAAGUUCUGAGGACCCUUUUUUUAAACAUAAAUGUAGAUUUUGUGCCAAGGUUUUUGGGAGUGAUAGCGCGCUGCAGAUUCACCUGCGUUCACACACAGGAGAAAGACCUUUUAAGUGUAAUAUUUGUGGCAAUCGGUUUUCUACUAAAGGUAAUUUGAAAGUUCAUUUUCAGAGACAUAAAGAAAAGUAUCCACACAUUCAGAUGAAUCCAUAUCCGGUUCCAGAGUACCUCGACAAUGUUCCCACUUGUUCCGGAAUUCCGUACGGGAUGUCAUUGCCACCGGAAAAACCAGCUACCACAUGGCUGGAUAGCAAGCCUGUUUUAUCAACUGUCCCAACUUCAAUUAGUCUGCAACUUCCCCCUACAAUAUCAGGGGUAAAUAGUUACGGGGAUUCCCCAAGCAUUACUCCCAUGAACAGAUCACCUCAGAGAACAUCUCCAGUGUCUAGUGAAUGCACUUCUUUAUCCCCAAGCCUAAACAAUUCUGAGUCAGGCAUUCCUUUGUCUGCAGAAUCCCCACAACCGAUUCAUGCUAGUUCAACCAUGACUAAAACUGAACCUGUCAAUAUUCCAGUAACAAAUGCAAGGUUGGGAGAUAUUUCUAUAAGUGGUCAGGUUUCUGUAGUACCCACCUCUACAGCUUCUAGUGCUGUUACUGAAAGCAGUAUUUCUACAAGCCUCCCAAACACUGUGCUUCCAGCAUUGUCUGACCAGUUCAAGGCUAAAUUUCCAUUUGGUGGUCUAUUGGACUCUAUGCAAACAUCAGAAACCUCAAAACUGCAACAGCUAGUAGAAAACAUUGAUAAGAAGAUGACAGAUCCAAAUCAGUGUGUCAUUUGUCACCGUGUGCUCAGUUGUCAGAGUGCUCUCAAGAUGCAUUAUAGAACUCAUACAGGAGAAAGACCAUUUAAAUGCAAAAUUUGUGGACGUGCAUUUACUACAAAAGGCAAUCUAAAAACACAUUUUGGAGUUCAUCGAGCGAAGCCACCACUUAGAGUACAGCAUUCAUGUCCCAUUUGUCAGAAGAAAUUUACAAAUGCUGUUGUUCUUCAGCAGCAUAUUCGUAUGCAUAUGGGUGGGCAAAUUCCAAACACACCAUUACCAGAUGGCUUCCAAGAUGCUAUGGACUCAGAGCUUUCUUUUGAUGAAAAGAAUGCAGAGACACUGAGCAACUAUGAUGAUGAUAUCGAUGAAAAUUCCAUGGAGGAGGACAUGGAAUUAAAAGAUAAUAUAAGAGACCCCUCCAAGCCCCUUCUACCUUAUUCUGGAUCGUGUCCAUCUUCUCCCCCAUCUGUAAUUUCUAGCAUUGCUGCUCUUGAGAAUCAAAUGAAAAUGAUUGAUUCUGUCAUGAACUGCCAACAGUUGACCAAUUUAAAAUCUUUAGAAAAUGGGUCAGGGGAAAGUGACCACUUAAGCAAUGAUUCUUCAUCAGCUGUUGGAGAUCUGGAAAGUCAGAGCGCAGGGAGUCCUGCUAUGUCAGAAUCGUCUUCGUCCAUGCAAGCUCUCUCUCCUGAAAAUAGCAACUGUGAAAGUUUUAGAUCUAAGUCACCAGGUGUCAGUAACCACGAGGAACCACAAGAAAUACAAUUAAAGACAGAAAAAUCUGACAGUCCCCCACCACCCCCUACUAUUGAAAAUGGAGGCGCGCUGGAUCUGACAGCCACCAACCCCGGGAGGCCAAUCAUCAAAGAAGAAGGUCCUUUUAGCCUGCUGUUCCUGAACAGAGAACGCGGUAAGUUUAAAAGUACCAUUUGUAAUGUCUGUGGCAAGCCUUUUGCUUGUAAGAGUGCAUUGGAAAUUCACUACCGCAGCCAUACUAAAGAGCGUCCAUUUGUAUGUACAGUCUGCAAUCGUGGGUGUUCCACUAUGGGUAAUUUAAAACAGCACUUACUGACACACAAAUUAAAAGAGCUGCCUUCUCAGUUAUUUGAACCCAACUUUACUCUAGGUCCCAUCCAAAGUACUCCUAGCCUGGUCACCAGCACUGCGCCUACUAUGAUCAAAAUGGAAGUGAAUGGUCACAGCAAGCCGAUCUCAUUGGGCGAGGUUCCAUCGCUUCCAGCUGGAAUCCAGGUUCCUGCUGUACCACAGACAGUGAUGAGUCCUAGCAUCACCCCUAUGCUGGCACCCCCACCACGUCGAACUCCAAAACAACACAACUGUCAGUCAUGUGGGAAGACCUUCUCCUCAGCAAGUGCACUACAGAUACAUGAACGCACCCAUACUGGUGAAAAGCCAUUUGGAUGCACUAUCUGUGGUAGAGCUUUUACCACAAAAGGGAAUCUUAAGGUUCACAUGGGAACUCAUAUGUGGAAUAAUGCUCCUGCACGGCGUGGGCGUCGACUGUCCGUGGAAAAUCCCAUGGCUUUGUUAGGUGGGGAUGCUUUGAAGUUUUCAGAAAUGUUCCAGAAGGAUUUAGCAGCUCGGGCAAUGAAUGUUGACCCAAAUUUUUGGAACCAGUAUGCUGCAGCUAUUACUAAUGGACUUGCUAUGAAGAACAAUGAAAUUUCUGUCAUACAGAACGGAGGCAUUCCCCAGCUCCCAGUAAGUUUAGGCGGAAGUGCCAUUCCGUCUUUAAGUAACGUUUCCAGUGGAAUGGACAAAGCUCGUACUGCUAGUAGCCCUCCCAUCAUUGGCUUGGACAAAGCGAGUUCUGAAACGGGAGCCAACCGUCCAUUCACAAGGUUUAUUGAGGAUAAUAAAGAGAUUGGCAUAAAUUAA